AUGGAUGAUUUGAUGUGCCUCCUUUCUGGUCCCUUCCACGUCUCCCAUAAUCAAAUCCCUCAUCCCACAACCUUGACAAUUGAGCAGAGGAAAGAUAUCACUCCAGCUAUCUUAGGUAACUCUGAGCCGCAUAAAUUCAUUCACCUCCAUUUCAAAUACGCAGGACAUGCAAAAUCCAAACAUAUCAUCAUGCACCAAUACAUAGAUUAUGCCACCCACAAUUGGUAUCGUCAAGCUGACAUUGAUAAAUUAAAUAUGUUCCGAAUUGCUGCCUGCGCAAUGCACUUUGGUGUCGAUAUCUACAAGGGAGAGCGGCGUUAUAGAUAUCUCACGAAGGCGGAGAGAGCGGAAUGGUUCCCAGGACUUCAGGAGUUUGCUGGUGAGGUUCGUGAGAAUGCAGUCCAAGCAGAGGAAGAACUCGAAAAAGAAGCCCAAGAAGAAGCCCAAGAAGAAGCCGAAGAAGAAGCCGAAGACGAAGAUGAACCCGAUGAAGCCAAUGAAGCCAAUGAAGCCAAUGAAGAAAGUUAUGAAACCGAUUCUCAGAAUGAGGGAAAUGAAAAUUAUGGUGUGGGAUAUACUGCUACUGAGCGACGUGAUUCCGACACCCAGGCCCUCACCCAAUCGCUCCAGAUGCUUCGCACUACAGCAGACCCUGUUUCCCAAGAAGGAUGGGCAUAG
Molecule: messenger RNA, 678 nt
Organism: Sclerotinia borealis F-4128
Lineage: Eukaryota; Fungi; Ascomycota; Leotiomycetes; Helotiales; Sclerotiniaceae
Source: the annotation of a GenBank genome assembly